Molecule: messenger RNA, 2772 nt
Organism: Caenorhabditis angaria
Lineage: Eukaryota; Metazoa; Nematoda; Chromadorea; Rhabditida; Rhabditidae
Source: the annotation of a GenBank genome assembly
AUGCCUAGUCAAUCUUGGCGUAUGACAUCGUCAGCUUCUGGUACACCUUCUUCAAAUAUAGCAAAUUGCACAAUUUCAACUUCAAAUACAACUCGAAUUGGUGGAAAUACGCUUCCUCGUGCUGCAAAACGAUUAUCAUCCGUCACUAAAUCAAACAUUCCACGAUUUAAAAGACGUAAGAGUUUCGCACCUCUAUAGCUAUCUCUAAUUUUUAUUGUUAUAUGUGAUGGUGGUGGUGGUGGUUUUGGGCUUAUGUUAGAAUUUUCAUUUUUCCUGGGAAUGAUUGUAGUUUUUUAAAGAUGCAUAGCUUUUCUCCAAAUUUAGACUAAAUAUUUUCUUAUACUCUUCUAAAAAGAGGGGAGAAACAUGCGUCCACCCUCUAAUGGUGCACAUACUCCCCAAUAUGCAUGAAUAAAUGGGAAAGAAAUAGAUAGGGUGGAGGAGGGUGAAAAAGGAAAGACUCAUUAGAUAUUGAACAGACGUUGUCUGCUUUCUGGAUUAAAAGGAAAACCCUUUUUUCAAAUUUGUGAACGAAAAAAAACUAUUCUUAUCUUAUAUUUCUCUGUAUCUAUGAAACUAAAUAUUUUAUUUUUUCAAAAUUCUUUUUAUUCCAUUUUACUAGAAUGAGUCAACCCGAAAAAUUGAUUUUAGUAAAUAGGAGAAGAGGUAAGAGGAACACCUGCUUUGUUCAUUUAAUUAAGCGUGAGCGUGGACCUUUUAAAAAUUCCAUUUUCAUUUCUAUUUUCAUUCGGCUUCUAUUUUCAAGCUAUUCUUCUAUUGUUUCAAAAAGAUUCAGAAAUUUGGAGAAAAUUAUCGAUUUUUCAAAAAAAAAAAAACGUUUGAAUUGUAGCUGUUCCACCGCACUCAGCGCGUCCACAUUCAACAAUUCUAUCGACAACUUUAUCAUCAAACUCUCGAUUUCGUACUGGACACGAGCAAACUCUAAAUAAUCAAACUAUUUGUGCUUCAUCUUUGGCUGCAAUUGACGAUUUAGAUACUCCAAAAGCAUCAGUUUUCAAUUUAUCAAAACUUGGAAUGCCUUCAUCAUCAAAUGGAACAAAUACAGCUGAAGGUUCGAUGACGUCAUCAAUGGUUAUGGAUAGUAGCGGAAGUGGAUUUAAUCGAGAACCAUCACCAAGUGAUAUUGGGGAAUCAAGAGAUAUGGUGAUGGAAAUGCAAAAAAGAUGUCGAAUUGGACCAUCUGGUUAUCCACAUCUUGUUAAAGCAAAACGAUUAAGGUUUUAUCGAAAUGGUGAUCAAUAUUUUAAGGUAUUUAGUUUUUUCUUAAUUGUUAAGGGGUUUUUGAAUCGAUUUUCCCCACUUUUUUAUUAAAAGUCAAGUCCUUUCCAAAAUUUCUUUAUAUUUUAGGGGAUAACCUAUGCUCUUCAAAGUGAUCGAGUAAAAUCAAUGCAACCUUUAAUGGAAGAUUUGAUGAAAACAGUUAUGUGUGAUUCAACCGCUUUACCUCAUGGUAUUAGGCACAUUUUUACAAUUGAUGGAACACAAAGAAUCACUUCUGUAGAUCAAUUUGAAGAUGGAGGCGCCUAUGUUUGUUCUAGGUAAGUUUUUCUAAAUAUUCCGAGUUUUUUUCAAAUACACAAAUAAUUGUUUUAGUACUGAUACUUUCAAACAAGUUGAUUAUUCACGAGCAGCCGAGCCAAGUUGGAGAUUAACACUUGCAAAUCGUUAUAAUCGACAUAAAGAGACUACAAAACUUGCUUUAAAUGUUGUUGAACACGCUCAAGAACGAACUGAUUUUGUGUAUCCGCGUAUCAUUAAAGUUAUACGAAAUGGUGUUAAACCGCGAAAAAUAGUUCGACACUUGUUGAAUAAGAAAACUGCUCGAUCAUAUGAUCAAGUUUUGCGAGAUUUGACUGGAAUUGUGAAAUUGGACAGUGGAGCGAUUCGAAAAUUGUUUGCGGUUAGUGGAAGACAAAUUAUUCGACUUGAAGAUUUCUUUGGUGAUGAUGAUGUUUUUAUUGCGUAUGGUGGAAAUGAAAGAAUGGCUGCUGAUGAUUUAUUAGUCGCCUCAGAAGGUUUUUUUUGCUCUUUUUAGAAGAAAAUAUUAGCCUAACUGUUACAGAAUAUAAAUGUGUUUCAACAUCAAAUUCAAAAAUUCGUCGUCACAAUGGUCGAAGAGUUAUGCCAAAUCGAAAUGAAUCGCUAAGAUUCGAUCGAUCUGGAAGUGUUGUUCCUGAUGAAUCUGCUCAAAGACUUCCUGCUGAAUUAGCCGAACAUUUUGUUUUGAAUCGUUUGAUUGGAGAUGGAAAUACUGCUGUUGUUUAUGAAGUUACCGAUAAGUAAGUUAUUUAUGAUUAGAAAGAUAGAUCUAAAAUCUAUCAUCAUAUAGUAACUGUAGUUUAACUCACGUUCCACUAUGAUUUUUCUGACCAGUUAGGGGUGAGAUCGAACCGCAAAAUGAAGAAAAUAUAAAUUAUUUAUCAGAUAAAACACGUGAAUUGACCUAUUUUUUCGAAAAAUGAAAACGUGACCAUUAUUUUAUGACGAAUUGUCAUUUUUGAAAAAAUUCGCUCUGAAAAUUGGUUCGCUUUUCUCUCUGUAAUUUUAGAUUCAGAAUAUGGUAUGUUUUCAAAAUUAUAAAUUUUAAGUAUACAUUUUUAAACUCCAAGACUGAUUAAUUUAAAAUAACAAUUUUCUGUAAUUUUCAGAGUAAAUCAAGAAAGAAGAGCAAUGAAAGUAAUUGCACGAGAAAAUGUGAUUGGACAAGAGCAUUUGAUCGAAAUGGAAUUGGCUAUUUUGAAAAAGACUUGA